UUUCUUACACAAAUAAAGUGUAAACGUUUUGCCUCAAGAACAACUGAAGUGUUUUACAGUAUAUUUUAAAGUAUAUAGUAGUCAUCUCAUGUUUAGGCAUUCAAUGAGUUUUUAGUUUAUAAGAAUGCAGUACUUUCACAGCUUCCAUUAGUUCUUCCUGGGCAAAAGUUAUUAUACUCUUUCUAAUAUAAUUUCUUUAUUGCCUUGCUAUAGUUUUAUGGACGCUUUUCCUGUCAAAAUGGCUGAGGGCAGUUAUUUAAACUGUUACUCUUAAAUAAAACUGGAUAUACACCGAAGACCAAAAUGUAUAAUGAUUAUUCACAAUCUAAAGAGGAUCUCAUUGAAAGUAGUGUAUGCAGCUGUGAGAGAAUAUUAUGCACAUGAUUAUAAGUUUCAAUCUUCUCACUUACUGCAUAAAUGGUUCUAUAAAUGGCCAAACUUAAGUCACUGUUCAUAUAAUUUACUUAAAGUUGCUUUGCCAUUUAGAAAUACUCAAUAACAAGCAGGUAACAGCCAGUCAUCGGCACUGCUUCUUGAGUGAACAGGUAUUACUUAACAAGAUAAUGUAUCUUAAGUGUAUUAUUUUUUAAUCUUCACGACAGAUGCAUCAACUUGAAUGUUUAGUUUGUCAAGCUGCUUUCAUCUGUUAACUGUUUGGUAGUUUAAUAUAUUGCAGUGCAUCAUCCUUGUAAAAUCUUUAUAUGAAAAGUAACUCGCAGUAGCCUUAUAUAAAUUGAAUGGAGGAAAAGUAUAAAAUGUUACUCCGAGUUAAUGCAUAAAGUGCUUCAAAUUUGUGCUUGUUUAAAUAUAGUUACUUGUCAACAUUAUGUUUGAUAAAAGUGCAGUAAGUCACUGAGAUCCCUCACACGAGGAACUGUGUGAACUAAUGAAUCUGGAGACAAGACCACACAGAUGUUGUCAUGGAUUAAAUCAGUCAGGCACUUGAAGGUCUGGAUGGAUUCCAGUGACAUGAUUGAGCGAUUGCCAUGGCGACUGGAGUGUUUUCCCCAAUCUGGAGAGGAUGCACGACGAGUUCAUUUCAACGGCUGAAAAAAUCUGCCUGCAUCAUGUGUCGUCCUUCAAAAGGUUCCUUUUGUUGCUGGGCAGAGUGCUGUCCGUCAUCUACAUCACAAAGGAAAGUGCAUCCAGGCACCUUAUUGAAAUUCUCUGCUCAUUGAUGUCAUCCCCGCUUUGCUGUCUCAGAGUUUACCAAGCGUGAUUCACUGCAAAGUGGACUAAAGUUAAGCAGGUUUAUGAACCCCCUGAGUAUUCAUCUCAUAUUUACACUGAAACCAUGAGGCAGAAACACAAUGGACAAGGGAGGGCACAACAAAUCAUGGAGCAGUCGAUCAUUGUCUUUACUUUAAUUGGACAAACAUCUGUUUCCUGGAGAGAAUGGAGGAGUAAACAGAUGAAAGGCUGGUUUACAGCCGCAGAUCAUAGUUCACAUCAAUCAGGUGCAGUUCUCACUGUUGAGGAAAUGAUGGCUAAUCAUUACAAAGGAGAUCAUGUUGGUGGUGUAACUGAGAAGAGAACAGCUCUGUUGUACAGUGCAGUGAGGUAGAUGUUUAAAGGUAAAGGUGAAAGCCUCUUGACACUCUAAAGCUUUCUCUCUACGUCUAGACACACUCCUACCAAGGUCAUCUGAGAGCCUGUCACCAGCACACACACAGUAAUUAUGUCUAAUUAUGCUCUUCAACUAAAUUGCAGUCACUCCCUCAAAUCCCCCCUCCAUUUUCAAAUUUCUUCCACUCGUGUCAGGCACACUCAAAUACUGUGAACACCCACGCUACUUUAAGAACACACGAUCAAAUAUACGUCAAACUGUAAAGUGUAUGGGGUGGAAUCAUCUUGUUUGUUUUAAUCAUAGACUAGAAAUAAAGAUGGGUGAUGCAUCCUCUUCCUCAUCCUCUGGGCUUUUCUGACGACACCAAUGGAGUUGUCAUCUCACUUCAGAGAAAAGGAGACUGUUGUUCCGAGAAACUUGAAACUGCCCAAUCUUUCUUCCUCCAGAGCAUUGAUGGUCAGUGGCGGGAGAGUCUUACUGUCUCUUUGAAAGCCGGCCACCAGCUCUUUAGUUCUGGAGACGAUCUGUUCCAAGUUUUGGAGAGAGCACCAGUUAAUCAGAGACACAACUUCAUUUCAGUAGGCUGAUUCAUCGUUGCAUGGGAUCAGCCCUACCACUACUGUGUUGAGCUUUCACAAACUGAAAUGCAGUCGUUUGUGUACAGUGAAUACAGGAGAGACGAUAGAACUUAUCCCUGGGGGGCACCAGCAACUUAUCAAAAAGUGUUGUCGUUAAAAUGGUAUUGAAAGCAGAGCUGUAAUACCCAAAAAGAGAACCCGUGUGUAGGUGGCAGGGGAUACUAAGUGCUGCAGGAUGAAAUGGACACAGAGUGACACAGCAUCCUCUCCAGAUCUAUUUGCCCUGUAUGCAAACUGGUGUGAGUCUGAGCUGACCGCGUUAGACAGGUGUUUACAUAUUAGGCUCUCAAAGAUUUUCAUUUGUCUAGAAGUUAAUGUGACAGGUCUGUAAUCAUUCAGGCAAAUAAUGUUGGAUUUCUUAGGUGCAGAUAUUAUGAGAUCGGAAUAAAAACAAACAGGAGCUUUGAAUUAAGAGACUUAAGAGACCUGUAAAAGACUGUAGUGAGUUCAUCUGCACAACAUUUAGGCGAGGUAGAGGAUACAAGGUCUGGGCUUGUUGCUUUCCUCUUUGUUAAUCUCUCUGCUGAAUCACCGGUUUUGAUGGAAUACACACAUUUUCGGAGAAGUUAAUGUAGGAAGUUACCACAUCAGUGUAUUAAUCCAGAUCCUGACUUGACUCUCUGAAAAGUCAAUUAAACACUUUGACUUCAUUAGUUUAACCCAUGUCCCAUUUACUAACAUGGAGAAGGCGGGAGAUGUGACCUAUACUGCAGCCUGCCACUUGGGGGUGAUUGAGAGAUUUUUUGGGGAUCAGUAAUUUUGUUUAUCUUUACAUACACUCUACAGCUGAGAUACAUUUCCCUGAAUUUAAAGAAAACCAAAAAUGUUCAUCCUGCUAAUGUAAGGUAGAGGACAUAUUCAGAAAAAACACUGAUUUGAGUAAAAAGCUGUGGUUUUUGCUGUUGUGCAUGAGGAAAAUAGCAACAAUGAUCUUCACUCUAUUACAAUUAUGGACUGGAUCAAUUAUCCAUAACAACAACUUAUAGAUCUGUUUCCUCAGGUGUUGUGAGUCAUGGGAAGCUUCAAGGGCCACGCUCUCCCUGGGAGCUUCUUCCUUGUAGCUGGGCUCUGGUGGACAGCAAAGUACUCGCUCUGGCACGCCACCCGCAGGAACAAGAACGUAGGUUCCACCCGGUUGGCCAGCAGAGCCUCGCAGCGCCGCCUGGAGAUCAUUGAAAGCUCUAUCGUAGUCUUCUUCUCUUUUUUUGGGAUGCUGGCAGAGCAGUUUUUUGCAGGUGGACCGAAGCUCCAGUUGUACAACUUUACAGAGAAACACUGGGAAUAUCUGAUGAACUGGCAGCAUGCAACCAUGUACCUCUUCUUCGGCCUGGCUGGGAUAGUGUCUCUGAUUAUCCACACCACAGAGGCUUUCCCACUGACUCUGGACAGGUUAAUGCUGGCUAUCGCUUUCUUUAAUGAAGGAUUUCUUUUUUUCUACCACCUCCAUGGGAGAAGUAUGCUGGACGUCCAUGUACAUCAGCUGCUGCUCUAUGCCAUCUGUGGAGGGGCUUUUGUUGCUUUCCUGGAGGUCUUCCAACGAGGCAACAUCAUUCUGGAGCUGUUGCGUUGCUGCCUCACUGUCGUGCAGGGCACCUGGUUCUGGCAGAUUGGCUUCGUGCUCUACUCUCCCAGCGGCACUGAGUGGGACAUGAAGGAUCACAACAACAUGAUGUUCAUCACCAUGUGUUUUUCGUGGCACCUCGCCUUCGCCAUGCUCCUCGUGGGUUUGCUGUACUGCACCGUCAGCUGUGGGGUUCGCUCCAGAUUGAAGAGGACUCCUCCGAUGGAAAUGGGGCUCCUGAAGCCCAGCGAGAGGGACCCAGAGUCAGAGGAUGAGAUUUUAUAAGGAGGACUAUUGUUUAACUUCACUGUGAUUCGUGUACAUCACAGUUGAAUCAGGGAUAUAAUGUUUGCAGCAAUACAGCUAGAAGGGUGGCAUUCAAACAAGAAAGGGAUGAGGACAUGUGCUUUACUUUAGAAAUAUAUCCUACCUCUGUCUUAUUUAAUCAAUUAAUUCUUUCUGUUCUUACUAGAAUACAAUAUAUCAUUAUUAUCCAUAUCUUUAUUGAUGGAGGAAAUUUAUCUUCGGCUCAUCCAACACAAAAGAACAACAACGUAAAACAAACACAUGUGCAAGGUCAUGUGAUUGAUUACAUUUUUAUUUAAAUAAUGUCAUGUCAAUUUAUGUGGGUAAAUCUCAUUGGUCGCUAUUGAUAUUGAUGGCACUUGGGAUGAAGGACUUCUUAAAUACAUCUUGGUCGCUACAGGGACUCUAUAGCGCCUCCCGGAGUUGAUACAGGCUGAACACAGGAUGGGAUACUUUGCAUAUAUUCUUCCGUAUUCAUUAAUUAUUAAUUUGCACAAGUUUUUAUCGAUUGCAUGCUUUUCAUUUGACCAGCCAAACAUUUCUUGUCAGACAUGUUGGUGUUCAGUAGUGCCACCUUGUGGUGAAAACAAUGAUCACCAUCAGCACAGCAUAUAUUACUUGAAAGUAUUUGUGUUUCAUAAAUAUAGGAAAUUGAGUCACACAUGUGUGUCGAACCCAAAGCCAAACAAUAAAUUAUUUAUGUUGAA
Molecule: messenger RNA, 4779 nt
Organism: Platichthys flesus (European flounder)
Lineage: Eukaryota; Metazoa; Chordata; Actinopteri; Pleuronectiformes; Pleuronectidae
Gene: tmem45a
Product: transmembrane protein 45a
Exons: 5
Coding region: 3218-4051 (277 amino acids)
Source: RefSeq, a predicted model, not a curated record